GCUGUGUGUGUGUGUUUGUGUGUACCUGAUAUGUAAUAUAAAAUCCGGCGAAUACGGGAUUUAGCAAAUUAUUGUUGUCAUUAGUUACAACGUCAAGUGUUCAAGAUGUCUAAAGGAACGACAAUCAAAGACGCUAUUGCGAAAUUUGAAGAAAAGGAAGGUGUCAAGGCCAGUGAAGCCGAGCAUGUCAGCCUCAUUUCCCAGCUGCCGCCUGUCGAAAAGAUGGAUGCAUCUUUGUCCACACUGGUCAAGUGCACGAGGCUUUCAUUGUCUACCAAUUGCAUUGAAAAGAUUGCCAACUUAAAUGGACUGAAGAAUUUAAAAAUCCUUUCCCUUGGAAGAAACAACAUCAAAUCCCUCACAGGGCUGGAGGCAGUUGGAGACACUCUAGAGGAGUUAUGGAUAUCAUACAAUAAAAUUGAAAAGCUAAAGGGUAUAAAUGUGCUCAAGAAAUUAAAGGUGUUAUUCAUGUCAAACAAUGAAGUCAAAGACCUUGGAGAAUUCUCAAAAUUGGGAGACCUACCAUGCCUAGAGGAGCUUGUGUUCACGGGGAACCCCCUGGAGGAAAGUCUCAACAACACAGAGAAGGGCUACAAGGCCACGGUCCAGGAGAAACUUGUGAAACUCAAGAAACUUGAUGGUGUGCCGGUCAUUCGCAGUGAUGGUGAUGAUGAAUAGAUGACAGACCACAUUUCACUCACCAUUACCCAUUGGGAUGUUGAUCCAACCAUUCCCUAUAGACUUGUGUUACCUGCCAUUUUAUUGUAAAGGCUGAAUCAUGAUUGAUUCAGAAUGCAUUCAUAUUUCAUGCAUUAAUGAUUAUUUUCAUCAGUAAGGCCUUAUCAUACCUGUUUACAGUUUAGUUUUUUCUUUGUGAACAUAACAAUGAUUUAUUUUGAUGUUGCCCAAGGGUUUCUGUCUUUAUUUGAAUAUUCUGAAAAAUAAACUAUACAGUAAAUGUCACACUAUUUUUAUUUGUUUAUGGAAACAAUUGGGUAUUUUGCUUUUUGUUAACUUGACUAUUUAAGUUUAUUUCUGUUGUUAUAUAAUAUUUAUUGUCCUCAAGUCUUCUAUUGAUUAUGUCAGUUUUUUGACAUAAAUGUUUCUGUAUCGCCAGUUUGAUUUUAAUGUUUCCUUGUACCUCUAUGCCUCUUUUGGUCAAACAAUAAGCUAGUGUUCAUAACUGUUCUGUGUGCUUUACAAUUCCAUGUAAAUACAUUUUGUUCUUACAAGCAAACUUUCUUCAUUAAAGUGCAACAAAUAAAUGUCUGUAUACAUGUAGUUGAUGUCUGUAGCAAGAACUAACACAAUUAUUUUGCGAAAAAAUAUAUUUUCAUGUACAUUAACCACUAAUUUAAAGACAGAGUGUAUGUUACUCAUUUAUAAUUCUUUUUUGUAAUGUUAAAGAUAUAUACAUUGUAGUACAAAAUAAAUUAUUUUUUCCAA
Molecule: messenger RNA, 1446 nt
Organism: Dreissena polymorpha
Lineage: Eukaryota; Metazoa; Mollusca; Bivalvia; Myida; Dreissenidae
Product: dynein axonemal light chain 1-like
Exons: 9
Coding region: 106-678 (190 amino acids)
Cellular component (GO): cytoplasm
Molecular function (GO): protein kinase binding
Source: RefSeq, a predicted model, not a curated record